AUGGAGUUGGGAGGUAUAAGAGGUGGAAGAAAGGUAGGAAGUGGGGAUGAUGGAAGGAAGGGUAGUAAAUAUGAAAGGAAGGGAGGGUGGACGAAAGGGAAGUUAGGAAAUGGGAAGGUAGGUGCAAUAAGAUGGGUUGCAAAUCAUUUCCAUCACAACCACCCACUUUGGAUUCACUAUAUCCAAGAAAAAGUAAAUGCAAGCUAUACAGAAGAUCAGAGAAAGGAUCUUAUUAUUAAGUGGGAAGACCAGCUUGUCAAAAAUGUGACUCCUUUGAGACAAAACAAGCCAAAAACCACAUUUGGAUCAGGCGAGUCAAAUUCUGAUCUACAAGUUGAGUUCAGCAUGUGGGUGAGUGGAACAGAAAAAUCAGCCGAAGACGUCAUUAAGGAUGCCAAUCACACACCUAAAUGGGAGCUCGUUUUGAGUGUUGCUCUUGUUUCAUUAUAUUCAGUACUUGCUUUCAAUAAUAUUAAAGAUCCGGUUCAUUCUCAUACAAUGCUAGUCCUUAUGGGCAUGGUUGUCGUGUCAUUUUCAAUUUUGGCUGGUUUUGGAUUGACAGCAGCAUUUGGCAUUAAAUUUACACCACUGGCUGCUUCAGUUGUACCCUUUCUUACCAUUGGUCUAGGAAUUGAUGACAUCUUUGUACUUACAAACAUUCUGAGAAGCUCCCUCAAAAACCCAAAGUUGAAAUUCAUAAACAACACUGGGUCAUCAAAACCUGAAAAUGAGAUGAGAUUCACUGUAGCCCUAGCAGGACCUUCACUUGUGCUUACAACCUUUUCAAUCUUGGCAUCAUUCUUCAUUUCGUCCAUGAAUCCUAUGCCUAUUGUUCAAUGGUUCUGCUGGCAAAUGGGUAUCACUGCCUCAAUUCAUACAUGUGGCAUGCUACUUGUUUUUAUUCCACUCAUGUCAAUAGAUGCACGGCGUGUUAAGGCAGGCAUUGUUGACCCAUGUCUAUGGCCAUUUUGUGGAUUACACAGAAACAAAGGAUUAAAUGGUAAUAUUAAUAACAACCCACUUGUGCACAGCACCAAGUCAAUUAAGGAUGAUGUACAUGUUACAUUUGAAGGGCACGAGGGAAGCUCUUUAUUAUCUAGCCUUGUCACCAAAUAUUAUACCCCAUUGUUCCACAACAACGUUUUCAAGAUUGGAGUGGUCAUUGUAUUCUCGGGAUUACUGGGAUCCAUGAUAUACUUGGGGACAAAGGUUGAACAUGGCUUGAAGAUUUCAGAGGUGACAGUGACAGGUUCUUACCAGCAUGAUUAUGCAGUUGUGACUGAAAAUGGAUUCCCAGUUUAUGAUAUAUGGAUUGUCACAAGUUCACUUGACUACGCAAAUUCUCAGCCACAACUUUUGGACAUUUAUAAAACUAUGCAAGAGUUGAAACCUUGGGCUCCAGCACAACCAAAAGUACUUGAGCUCUCCUGGCUUGGUAAUUUGUAUCUUGCAAGAAACCAAUCAGUGAUACCUCCUCAGCAAUUCUACACAGCAAUACAAGAGUGGUCUCAAACUCCAUAUGGGUUGUUGUCUAUGCAGGACUUGGCAUGUUAUGAUAGUAGCACGAAUAAAGCUUUAAGUUGCAUUGCAGAAGGAAAUAAUUCAAACUACAGAAUCAGUGCCACAAAAUCAUUGCUUUUUGCGAGUGGUUUGGGUGCCGAGACAAAGCCAAACUUGGACAUGAUUAAGCAGACAAGGAAUGCACUUGACAGUGCCAAUAGAAGACAUUUUAAUGGAACUAAACUUUCAUAUGCAUAUGGCUAUCCAUAUCUGUUUUUUGAGCAGUAUCUUCACAGCAUUAAAGACAUGCUGACCGUUGUGGGUUUCGCCUUAGUUGGAGUCUUUGUAGCAGUUCUCUUAUUUCAAUGCAGUUUUACCAUAGCUUUAAUGAUAGCCGUAGUGCUGCUCAUGGUGGAUGUAGAAGUAUUUGGAUUUUUAUAUGUCAUUGGUGCCAAAUUAAACUCUUUGUCCCUGGUCAACCUGGGUAUUGUGAAACAGAUUCUGAAUGCUACCAAUUCUGUAAUCAUGAUUUUCCAUAUUUUACACAUAUUCAAAAGGAAACCAGAGAUUUCUGCAAUAAAUACCUCCUAUAAAGCUUACAGGGCCUAUUUUUACCAACAGAUUGGCAUGUCAUCAGAAUUAACCUAUUUGGCUCGCUGCUUCCUCGUUAUAGAUGGAACAAAGAAUGAAAGGGUGGGACGAGCAUUACAAUGGACAUUUGAACCAUUGCUGCAUGGCCUUGGGACUCAAAUUGCUGCUACCUUGCCCCUCAUUUUUCUCAAAUACCAUGCAUUUAGGCUGUAUUACUUUGCCAUGUUCACGAUCAUGGGCAUUUUAGGGUUUCUGAAUGGUUUCGUGCUCUUACCUGUUUUGCUCACUUGGUUGGGACCGCCACCGCUGCCUCAUGUAAAAAGAGAACACGCAGACACCAUCGACGGAACAAACAGAACAUCGUCAGAUGGCCACCCCAUGACUGGAUAUGGUCACGCGGAUCACGACAAGCCAGAUGAUGAUAAUAGCGCCACCUUCUCCCAACUGCCCAUCCUAACAACCGAUACGACCAGUUCAAACACUGGUGCUUGA
Cryptomeria japonica (Japanese cedar) is the source of this 2583-nucleotide messenger RNA. RefSeq lists its product as uncharacterized. The transcript is spliced from 18 exons. The record is from RefSeq and is a predicted model, not a curated record. Bases 1 to 2583 code for a protein of 860 amino acids. Gene Ontology annotation, cellular component: plasma membrane. Lineage: Eukaryota; Viridiplantae; Streptophyta; Pinopsida; Cupressales; Cupressaceae.